UUGAAAUAUUGUAUUAUCUGAUUAUUGUUGUUCUAUUAUUAAAACAGUUCCUGAUUGAGCCCGCGGUACAAUCCGCUGUUUUCAAGAUGGCGUCCGUUCAUGCCGCCAAACGGAGAGCGGGGCACUUGAAAAUGGCCGCUAAAGUAGUGCAAACGGCUCUGAUUUGCUCCUUUCCAGACAACGUGAUGCUAAACAUCUUUAGGUAUCUGGAUAUCAAGGCGUUGUGUGCUGCCUCCAAGGUUUGCCGUCGUUGGUAUCAUUUAGGCAAGGACCGCUCCCUGUGGAAAGCAGUUGAUUUGCGUCCAUGGCCUCUCGCUCUUCGGAUUCUAUGGAAAGUUGUUCGAAAUCGUUUAUGUGAGACGGUUACGGAGCUACAGAUAAAAGGAUUCUUAGGGACAACUAAAAAACACGAGAAUAUAUCAUUCUCUUUGCUAGAAGAAAUAAAAACAAAAUGUCCAAAUCUUGAGAAACUGACCCUGUGUUACUGUGACAUGCGAAACGUGGAUGCAAGAUGUCUUCCUGGUACGUUAAAAUCACUGGACUUGGAUCAUUCUAUUGUACCCCUUGGUUGGUUUGACAGUCUUGACGUGGAUUUGUUUUUUGCUAAUUUAUUGGAGCUUAAUUUGACAUAUUGUACAAGAGUUUCUGAUCAGGACUUGGCCAGCAUUGCAAAGUUAACACAAUUGAAGUGCUUGAAUCUUAGUAAUUGUUACCGUGUUGGGGAUAACGGAAUACAACAAAUCGCAACUAAUCUGACAAAUCUACUACACCUUGAUCUCUCUAAUUGCACAGACAUAACAGAUCUUGGAUUACAUCACAUUGGGCGCCAUUUGGUCCGCCUAAAAUAUUUGUAUCUAACUUGCUGUAGACGUAUUACAGAUACAGGCAUUGAAGCUUUAGUACACAGUAUGGCAGAACUCCAAGGACUAAGUCUAGCCAAGUGCAGAGAGCUAACUAGUACUGGAAUUGUUACAAUUGCUGAGAAUUGUAAACAGUUAAAGCACUUGGACAUCACAGACUGCACCUUGGUAAACACACAGGGCCUGGACACAAUAAGAACCACUUUGCCAAAUUGUGAGAUCCAAGGACCAUAGAUUAUUACGUUUUAACUCUUCACUGUAGGUUUUAUUCCAAAUCUCAGAUUUGGCAGUAUUGAUACAGUGCCACUAAUAUGAUAUAUUUUGAACAUAUAUUAUAAAGUUAAACAAUUUAUUAUUCUUAGGAUCUUGAGGGAAUUAGGUUGGACCACUUAAGAAAUCGUUUUGAAAAACACCAAUCAAUUUUAUAAUGUAGUUCAAUUAUGUAUUUUACACCAUGAUAUGGAGAAAAUAAAGUAUAAACGAAAUAGCAA
Molecule: messenger RNA, 1351 nt
Organism: Nematostella vectensis (starlet sea anemone)
Lineage: Eukaryota; Metazoa; Cnidaria; Anthozoa; Actiniaria; Edwardsiidae
Product: F-box/LRR-repeat protein 7
Exons: 1
Coding region: 87-1094 (335 amino acids)
Biological process (GO): SCF-dependent proteasomal ubiquitin-dependent protein catabolic process
Cellular component (GO): SCF ubiquitin ligase complex
Molecular function (GO): protein binding
Source: RefSeq, a predicted model, not a curated record